AUGUCAACGCCCGAGGCGAUGACCGAGAUCGGAUUGCCGGAUGAGUUAGACGCCGAACGCUUUGACACCUCGACUCCCGUAUGGGGUCUACACGUCGAUGGUUCGGCAAACCAACAAGGAUGCGGAGCAGGCUUGGUACUGACAACACCGGACGGACUCAAGAUCGAGUACGCCCUCCGAUUCGACUUCCGAACCUCCAACAAUGAAGCGGAAUAUGAAGCUCUCUUGGCCGGCCUUCGGUUAGCCAAGAGCAUGAAUGCAAAACAAAUAAGAAUUCACAGCGACUCCCAGCUCAUCGUGAACCAGGUAACGGCAGACUUCGCCGCCAAGGAUGCCUCCAUGCACGCCUACCUUUCAACCGCCCAUCAGCUACUCCAAAGCUUCCAAGCCUACAAGAUCAAACAGAUCCCCAGAGGCGAAAACAGCCAUGCCGAUGCACUGGCGCGCCUGGCUUCGGCGAUAAACGACAAGGUCGGAAGAAAGGUACCGGUGGAGAUUCUUGCCCAACCGAGUACGGUAGCCUCCGAAACGUGUACCGUACGGUAUGAGGAUACAUGGAUGUCUCAUAUCUACUUGUACCUGACGAACGGCACCCUUCCUGAAGAUAAGGCCCAGGCCCGGAAGCUUAGAUACCGAUCAGCAAGGUACACUGUCAUCAACAAUGUGCUUUACAAGCGUGGCUACACCACCCCAUAUCUCAAAUGCCUUACGGCAGAACAGGGGGACUACGUCCUUCGGGAGAUCCAUAACGGUGUGUGUGGCGACCAUUCCGGGUCCCGAUCCCUCGCCUACAAAGCCUUUCGGCAGGGAUACUUUUGGCCUACCAUGCACCAGGACGCUAAUUCACUCGUGAAAAGGUGCGAUAAAUGCCAGCGCUUCGGUAACGUUCCGCAUAUCCCUGCCGAACCUCUGACACCGAUUGUAAGCCCUUGGCCUUUCGCACAAUGGGGACUAGACCUGAUCGGUCCAAUGCCGCAAGGCAAGGGGCAGGUAAAAUAUGCAGUGGUUGCCGUCGACUACUUCACCAAAUGGGUGGAAGCCGAACCUCUAGCAACCAUAACGGCAGCAAAGAUGGAGGAUUUCGUCUGGACUCAUAUUUGUUGCCGAUUCGGUAUCCCAUAUGCAAUCAUUACCGAUAACGGCAGACAAUUCGAUUCGGAACUCUUCAGGCAAUUUUGCACCCGCCUGAAAAUCAACUUGUUUUUCGCAUCACCAGCGCAUCCUCAGUCAAACGGUCAAGUCGAAGCAAUAAACAAAAUAGUGAAGAAGCUACUGAAACGGCAGCUGGACAAGGCCAAGGGAGCCCGGCCGGAAAAGCUUCCCGAAGCACUAUGGGCUAUUCGGAUGUCUUACUGA
This is a messenger RNA of Prunus dulcis (almond), 1356 nucleotides long. RefSeq lists its product as uncharacterized. Bases 1 to 1356 code for a protein of 451 amino acids. Gene Ontology annotation, biological process: DNA integration. NCBI's taxonomy places the organism in Eukaryota, Viridiplantae, Streptophyta, Magnoliopsida, Rosales, Rosaceae. Gene Ontology annotation, molecular function: nucleic acid binding; RNA-DNA hybrid ribonuclease activity. The transcript has a single exon. The record is from RefSeq and is a predicted model, not a curated record.